GUCCUCUUUCCAUGAUACAUUUCUAAUCAUAUUAUGCAAUUUUAAAUUGGGCUAUGGGAGUACACGGACUCUGGAGGCUGCUGGAGAGCACAGGGAAACCCAUUAAUCCGGAGACUCUGGAGGGUAAAAUUCUUGCUGUUGAUAUCAGUAUAUGGCUGAAUCAGGCCGUGAAAGGGGUGCGAGACCGCGAAGGCAACAGUGUCAAGAACGCCCACCUUCUCACGCUUUUCCACCGGAUAUGCAAGCUGCUUUUUUUCCGCAUCAGGCCAGUGUUUGUGUUUGAUGGCGAUGCUCCACUGCUGAAGAAGCAAACUCUGGCUUUGAGGCGGCAAAGGAAGGAAGAGUUGAGCCAAGAAUCCAAAAAGACGAAUGAGAAACUCCUGAAGACAUUCCUGAAAAGACAAGCAAUCAAAGCUGUGCUCGGAGAUAACAGUAAGGAUCCUUUACCAAGCCUAUCCAGUGUGAAGAGAAAUGAGGUGGAUGACAUAUAUAUUCUACCAGCCCUGCCACAGGCAGAUGAGGAGCAGAAAAGCAGUUCAGAGGAGGAGGAAGAGAAUGAGUCUGAAGAUGUGGUUCAUGAUAUGUAUCAGGGGGAGGAAUUUUAUGCGGACCCCAACUCGGUGGACAUCAACUCAGAGCGGUUUGCCAGCCUACCACUUGAAAUGAAGCAUGAGAUUCUUAAAGACAUGAAAGAAUUUUCAAAAAGGCGUCGGACCCUCUACCACAAACCCCCUGAGCUCUCCACAGACUUCUCCCAGUACCAGUUGUCUGGCUUACUGCACAGGAACAAACUCAAUCAACAUCUAGAGGGAGUGGAGAAAGAGAUGAAUCAGCGCAGUGCCGGCAGCGCACCGCAGCUCUACGAAGAGGACCAGCAGAAACGUGAUGUUGAGUCACGUCGACUUGUUUCAGAAGACAACUCUCACUACAUCCUCAUUAAAGGUUCUACUAAAAGUAAAGAACCCUCAGAAAGUCAACCUGCCUCUGUACCCUGGACUGGAAACGACCCAUCAGGCUUUAUAAAACGAGCCGUGGACAAACCCAAGCCCUUGUGGUGUGUGGUCUCAGAGGAAGAAGAUAAAAAGCAGGUUUUGAGUUCAGAAGACUGUAAAGCUUCUGUAUCUCAACUCGAGUCGCCCGCUUCGCCUCGCACACUGAAAGCUAUAGAGGCCGCCAUGAGUGACAGCUCGGAAGUGGAGACGGUGGAGCAUGAAGAGAGGGAUGGGGAAGUUUCUCCACGUACUCUGCUUGCCAUCCAACGAGCUCUGGCUGAGGAGGAUGAAGUCUAUUUAGCGAAGGAUACGAAUCUAAGUGGUAGUUCUGCAACAAAGUUUCAAAUCUCCAUCAGUAGUUCAGAGGAGGAGACAGAACUUGAUGCUAUAAGUAGUGUUGUCCAACGAAACUCUAAUGUUGAGGGAAACACAGGAGGAAAGGAAACAGCUGAUGACUUGUUAGUUAUUGGUUCAGAUUAUAUGGAUGAAGUCAUUGGAAAGAGAAAUAAAGCUUUUCACCAUGCAGCAGCUACUCAUGAACAGAAGGAAGGAUUUCACAGCCAAAAUGUGUGGGAUGAGAAAACUGAGGUGAACAAGGACAAGAAAAUGCUCAACGCUAACCUACUUGAUGCAAGGACAGUAAAUUGUAGUCUGACAAAGCCUGACGAGAGAGGAGACUCAGAGCAGAGAGUGAUGUUUGACAACGAGCAUCAUGCUCAUUCUGAGGCAGCUGCGGCUUUGUCCGAGCAACUACAAGGAGAACGUGUUUGGGAGGCUCAAAGUCACCUGGUGCUGCCUAAAAAGACAAAUAAUGAAUCCACUAUUCUACAGGAGAGCCUUGACGUGAAACCAAAAACCACUGAUGACAGUGAAUCAGAAGAGAGCUUUGUUGAAGUACCAGAAGAAGAGCAUGAAGAGGAUGCAGAGGAAGUCUGUGAAGAUGAGACCAUGCAAGCUGAAAGUCAGUCCAAUGCUGCCACAAUCCCAGACGAGUUUUUGAAAUUAAAUGAAGAACAAGACAACAAAAUGCAGACUGAUGAGGAAGAAGACUUGGAUGAGGAGAAAGAGAAAGCGUCUUACUCAGCUCCUGUCAUCAGUGAAUGGGCAGAUUUUGAUGUAGAUGAGCUGCAGUCUCUGGAGAGUUCCCUGCAGGUGGAGCAGAGCAACCUGAAAGAGCAGAAACAGCAGCAGGAGAGGAUGGCCAACACCGUCACAGGACAGAUGUACCUGGAGAGCCAGGAGCUCCUGCGGCUUUUCGGCAUCCCAUUCCUCGUGGCACCAAUGGAGGCCGAGGCGCAGUGCGCCGCACUCGACCGGGCCGACCACACAAACGGGACGAUAACUGACGACUCGGACGUUUGGCUGUUUGGAGGGCGACAUGUUUACAAGAACUUUUUUAGCCAGAAUAAAUAUGUGGAGCACUACCAGUACAGUGACUUGCAGAACCAACUGGGGUUGGACAGGACCAAACUGAUAAACCUGGCUUACCUGCUUGGAAGUGACUACACCGAGGGCGUACCCGGAGUUGGAUAUGUGACUGGCAUGGAAAUCUUGAAUGAAUUCCCUGGACAUGGGCUUGAGCCACUAACAGAGUUCAGUUUGUGGUGGUCAGCGGCUCAAGAGAAAAAGCGUUUGACUGCAGAUCCCCGGGACACAAAAGUUAAAAAAAAGCUGAGGGAGCUGAAACUUCAGCCUGGAUUCCCAAACCCUGCGGUGGCUCAGGCUUACCUGCGGCCUGCUGUGGACGAGUCAGACGGCUCCUUCAGCUGGGGGCGCCCUCAACUGGACAUGAUCAAAGAAUUCUGUCAAAGUCGUUUUGGUUGGGCUAGUCGAAAAACGGCAGAGACCCUUCAGCCUGUGAUCAAGCAACUUAACACACAACAGACUCAGAUGCGGAUUGAUGCGUUCUUCCGGAUGGAGCAACAGGAAAAGCAGGCGAUUCGAAGUCAGCGGCUCCGACGUGCCAUCACCUGCAUAAAAAGAAAGGAGAACAAAGACGAAGAGGUGGAAUCUGAUGAGGAAAUAAUGUCCCCAUCCAAAGCCAAGAAAAGCAAAACAAUAGAACAGGCCCAGAAAAAAGAUGAAAAUGAAAAAAGGAGAGCACUGGAUGGGUCUGUAGGUGGGGGAGGGUUUUUAGGUUCUGGGGGAACUGGAGAAACUGUGAUUACAUCUCUGAAUGAUGCAUGCUGCACUAGGCAUGAGUCACACAUGACAAAGGUCAACAAGACUUUACCGCAGCACAAGAAAUGGAGCAGCAGCAGCAGCUCUGCUGAGGACAGCGAAGAUAAUUAUGAUAAAGUUGCUAUGGUUACUGCCCAGUCUGUGUUCAAGGAAAGCAUGAGAGGUCGUGGUAAUAAAAGUAGGCGAGGAAGAGGACGGGGAAAGAAAAAUUGACACUUCAUUUUCAAAAGCAAUUCCGUCCAUUCUUCCAUUUUUGACAAUGCUUAUCAUCACAAGGGUAGCAAGCUUCCAGGAGCCUAUCGCAACUAACUGCGGAGAGAAGGUGGGGGUAUACCUUGAAGUGCUUGCCAAACAAUUACGGGGCACAUAAAGGCAAACAACGCUUUUGAUUCACAUCUAUACCUAUAGACAAUUUAGACUCUUCCAUUAAACUAACAUGCAUGUUUUUGGGAUAUAGGAAGAAACCGGAGUACCUGGGGAAAACCCGUGCAGGAAUUCGAGAACUUGCGAAGUCCACAUAGAUAAUGCUGGAUUUGAACCUCAGUCCUCAGAAUUGUGAGGCUGAUAUGCUAACCAGUUGCACACCGCUUUGACUUUCAAGAGAGACUAUCCAUCCAUCCAUUUUCUUAGCCGCUAAUCUUCACAAGGGUCACGGAAGUGCUGGAGCCUAUCCCAGUUGUCAAAAGGCAGGAGGUGGGGUAGACCCUGAACUGGUUGCCAGCCAAUCGCAGGGCACAUCGAGACAAACAGCUGCACUCACAAUCACACCUAGGGGCAAUUUAGGGUGUUCAAUUAAUGUUGCAUGUUUUUGGGAUGUAAGAGGAAACCUGGAGUACCUGGAGAAAACCUGUGCAGGAACGCGGAGAACUUCCAAACUCCACAUAGGUGAGGCCGGAUUUGAACCUCAGUCCUCAGAACUGUGAGGCCGAUGUGCUAACCAGUUGCACACCGCUAAUACGUUAAAGAGAAAUAUUUUUGCAAAUUCUUUUUUGCAAUUACGGUAUUCAACUUUUCAAAACUGCAUUAUUUAGUCACAAUCCAUUGUCUAUUAAUUAAACUGAGUCAUUCCUAAAAACGUGUGGCUUUUUUUUUUUUAUACCGAGAUUGACAUAUUUGAAACAAAGUACCAGUCAAAUGUUUCAACAUAUUAAUUCAAUGGGAAGGUUGAAAAGUGUGUCCAAACUUACCAGUAUUAUAUUCAUGAAUAUAUUGUAUACCUUAAAGUGGAUGUUUGCAGUUUUUAGCCUCAUUUCACAGGCCCC
Molecule: messenger RNA, 4435 nt
Organism: Syngnathoides biaculeatus (alligator pipefish)
Lineage: Eukaryota; Metazoa; Chordata; Actinopteri; Syngnathiformes; Syngnathidae
Gene: ercc5
Product: excision repair cross-complementation group 5
Exons: 15
Coding region: 54-3386 (1110 amino acids)
Biological process (GO): nucleotide-excision repair
Cellular component (GO): nucleus
Molecular function (GO): single-stranded DNA binding; DNA endonuclease activity
Source: RefSeq, a predicted model, not a curated record